Molecule: messenger RNA, 1163 nt
Organism: Plasmodium vivax (malaria parasite P. vivax)
Lineage: Eukaryota; Apicomplexa; Aconoidasida; Haemosporida; Plasmodiidae
Product: heat shock protein, putative
Exons: 3
Coding region: 1-987 (328 amino acids)
Cellular component (GO): cytosol
Molecular function (GO): protein-folding chaperone binding
Source: RefSeq, a predicted model, not a curated record
AUGGGAAAGGAUUACUAUUCCAUUCUGGGGGUGAGCAAAGAUUGCACGACCAAUGAUCUGAAGAAGGCGUACAGGAAGCUAGCCAUGAUGUGGCACCCGGACAAGCAUAAAGAUGUGAAGUCGAAAAAGGAAGCAGAGGAGAAAUUUAAAAACAUCGCGGAGGCGUAUGAUGUCCUGUCUGAUGAGGAGAAAAGAAAAAUUUAUGAUGCCUAUGGGGAGGAGGGACUCAAGGGUUCCGCCCCCACGGGUGGGAAUACCUACGUUUAUAGCGGUGUGGACCCUUCGGAGCUCUUCAGUCGUAUCUUCGGCUCCGACGGCCAUUUCUCCUUUUCGUCCGGCUUCGACGAUGACUUUUCCCCCUUUUCCACGUUCGUCAAUAUGACGUCUCGGAAGGCCAGGCCCUCCACGUCUACAAACGUAAAUAACAACUACAGCAGCAAACCGGCGACCUUCGAAGUGCCGCUCGCGCUGACCCUGGAGGAGCUCUACAGCGGGUGCAAGAAGAAGCUAAAAAUCACCCGCAAGAGGUUCAUGGGUUCUAAGAGCUACGAAGACGACAAUUACGUCACCAUAGAUGUGAAGGCAGGCUGGAAGGACGGAACCAAAAUAACUUUCUAUGGAGAAGGAGACCAAUUAUCCCCAAUGAGUCAACCAGGAGAUUUGGUUUUUAAAGUGAAAACAAAAACACACGACAGAUUUGUGCGCGAUUCGAACAAUUUAAUAUACAAGUGCCCCGUACCACUGGACAAAGCUCUAACUGGCUUCCAGUUCAUUGUGAAGUCGCUAGAUAACAGGGACAUAAACGUCCGAGUGGACGAAAUCGUCACUCCAAAAACUAAAAAAGUUGUUUCCAAAGAAGGCAUGCCUUCUUCCAAGAUGCCCAACACCAAGGGAGAUCUCAUCGUCGAAUUUGACAUCAUCUUUCCAAAAAACCUGACUGGCGAAAAGAAGAAAAUCAUACGAGAAGCGCUAGUUAACACAUUCUAAAAAAAAGAAGAAGAUUCUACGUAGAUGUAUCGGGUUGGGCAGGCAAAACAGGACAGGGGUGAUGGGCAGUGGUCAUAUACCUCUUGGGGGUGAUUGGUGUGAGAGAAGACCACUCCCUUUUUAAUUUAUGCUACCACCCCGAAUGGCUUUGCUCCAAAAGGAAGCGAGCACUGGGG